Molecule: messenger RNA, 927 nt
Organism: Drosophila navojoa
Lineage: Eukaryota; Metazoa; Arthropoda; Insecta; Diptera; Drosophilidae
Gene: Ilp4
Product: Insulin-like peptide 4
Cellular component (GO): extracellular region
Molecular function (GO): hormone activity
Source: RefSeq, a predicted model, not a curated record
AGUAGCCUGCGAAUGCAGAGUGGAGAAAUUGAGAAACUCUGAGGAUUAAGGGAGCAGCCCAUUGGGCAAACCCUGUGCGGGAAAUGCCAGUCGGCCAGCCGGAUAGCCGGCUGGUUGUAAAAACCCUUGCAUACAAUUCGUUGGCCUGGCCAAUCGACUGACCUGACAGCCCUGGUCCAGCUACCUGGCAGAGAGGUCAAGAAGUCACUUGAUAGACAAUGCGAGCCAUUGAGGUGAUCGGCGCCAGAGCCAGUAAAUCAGUUAGCGUUGGCAUGCGCACUGAUCAAUUUGCAAGCGAGAGCGUGAGUCGAGCUGAGAGUCAGGGAGAGACAGGAACUAGGAUACAUAACCGCCCGGUUAUAGAGAGAGAGCGAGUCCGGAGAUCGGGAUUUGUAUGAGAGCAAGAUGAGUUUGCGCUUCAAUCUGGCGCUUCUGCUGAUGUUGGCCAUGCUGACCCAGUUGGUCGACGGCAGAAGGAAGCUGUGUGGCGAUGCACUCAACGAGGCCCUUGACCUGAUAUGUGUUAAUGGAUUUUCACACAGAAUCAAGCGCGAUUCGGACCGAAGCCGACUGCUGCUGGUACUGAGGCAACAACUGGACACCGGCGAAAAGCCGCAGGCCCCGGCGGAGCGGAUCAAUGGGGCCGGCGUGGAGCGGGUGCUGAGACGUUCGCGGCGCAGGAUAACGCACAAGUGCUGCUGGAAUGGAUGCACCUACGACGACAUUCGGGAGUACUGCGCCUAACCCAAAGGAAUCGACUUGAUGACGACGAUGGCAACACUGAUGAUGGCAACAAUGAUGAUGGCAACAAUGAUGAUGGCAACACCGAUGAUGACGAUUUAACUGACGAAGCAAAACCAAAAAUUUCACUCAACUACAUUUAACCCCCUCUAAAACAAAACAAAAAUAUAUAUAUUUUUAAUUAAA